Fusarium keratoplasticum is the source of this 1980-nucleotide messenger RNA. Its product is annotated as Pescadillo-like protein. The transcript has a single exon. Gene Ontology annotation, molecular function: RNA binding. Gene Ontology annotation, cellular component: nucleolus; PeBoW complex. NCBI's taxonomy places the organism in Eukaryota, Fungi, Ascomycota, Sordariomycetes, Hypocreales, Nectriaceae. The coding region runs from base 1 to 1980 and encodes 659 amino acids. Gene Ontology annotation, biological process: ribosome biogenesis; maturation of LSU-rRNA from tricistronic rRNA transcript (SSU-rRNA, 5.8S rRNA, LSU-rRNA). The record is from RefSeq and is a predicted model, not a curated record.
AUGGCUCGGAUAAAGAAGAAGGGCAAGGCCGGCGCGGCCAAGAACUACGUCACCCGAAACCAGGCCAUUCGAAAGCUGCAGAUCAGCCUGCCCGACUUCCGAAAGCUGUGCAUCUGGAAGGGAAUCUAUCCUCGCGAGCCCCGGAGCAGGAAGAAGGUGUCCAAGUCGUCGACCAGCUCGACCACCUUUUACUACGCCAAGGAUAUCCAGUACCUCCUCCAUGAGCCGCUUCUGCAAAAGUUCCGCGACCAAAAGGUCCUCGAGAAGAAGAUCUCCCGCGCCCUCGGCCGCGGCGAUGUCACCGACGCCUCCCGUCUCGAGAAGAACGCUGCGCGACCUGAGAAGACUGGAAAGCCUCGAUACACGCUUGACCAUGUCAUCCGGGAGCGCUACCCGACCUUUGUGGACGCCCUGCGAGACCUCGACGACUGCCUGUCGAUGCUGUUCCUGUUCGCCAACUUGCCGUCCACCACGUCGGUUCCCGCCAAGAUGGUUGCCCGUUGCGAGCGUCUCUGCCUCGAGUUCCAACACUACCUGAUCGUGUCGCAGAGCGUUACCAAGUCGUUCCUGUCCAUCAAGGGAAUCUACUACCAGGCCAACAUCCAGGGAGAGGACGUUCUCUGGCUGGUUCCCUACAAGUUUAACCAGCGCGUCGUCGGCGAUGUCGAUUUCCGCAUCAUGGGUACCUUUAUCGAGUUCUACAUGACCCUGCUUGGCUUCAUCAACUUCCGACUGUACACCUCCAUUGGCCUCAAGUACCCUCCCAAGUUUGACCAGGUCAUGGACGAGAACGCUGCCGAGCUUGGCGCCUUCACUCUCGAGGGCAAGACCCUGGUCGGCGCUGAGGAGCACCAGCAAAAGCAAUUGGAGGCUGCUGAGCACAAGCCCGAUCCCAAGGUUCAGGCUGCCGUUAACAAGGUUAUCAAGAAGAUCAAGGGCAGCGAAGCCGAAGACGAUUCGACACCAGCGACCGAGAACCAGGUGGAGGGUGAGGACCAGGAUGCGGGUGUGAUUGACAAGUUUGAGCCGGCGGCCCCUGGCGGCGAUGUGCUCCCCCAACCUUCCAACACCGGAAACAACCCCAACAACCUCUUCUCCAACCUGACCAUCUACCUUUCCCGCGAAACUCCCCGACAACCUCUCGAGUUCCUGCUCAAGUCUUUUGGCUGCAAGCGUGUUGGUUGGGAUGCUGUGCUCGGCGGUGGCGCUUUCACUACUGAUGAGCUUGAUCCCGCCAUCACCCACCAGAUUGUCGACCGACCUCCCAUCCAGGCCGUUACUGAGGAGGAUGGCGACGAUGAGGACAACCAGACUUCGCAGAAGCUUGCUGCCAACCGACGAGUCCCUGGAAGGACCUACAUCCAGCCCCAAUGGGUGUGGGACAGUGUCAAUGACGGCGAGCUGAAGGAGCCUCAUCUGUAUGCUCCUGGCGCUUCUCUGCCUCCCCAUCUGAGCCCCUUCGUGAAGAGCGUCCAGGGCGCAUACGACCCCACCAUCCCUCUCGAGGAGCAGGAGCCUGAGGAGGAAGCCAUUGAGGCUCAGAGCGACGGCGAGGAUGAGGUUGACGAUACUGUUGAGGGUAUGGAUGUGGCCAACUCAGACGAAGAAGAGGAUGGCGAAGACGCAGAAGACGACGAGUUUGGCGGUUUCUCUGAGGACGAGCAAGAAGAGGACGAGGAUGAGGACGAUGCCGAGCAGCGUCAACAAGAGCUGGAGGCUGAGCUCACUGGCGGUGCCGUCAAGUCCAAGACGCCCAACACCAAGGCCAAGGCCAAGGAGGAGGCGCGCAAGGCGCUGAACAAGAAGGCGCGUGAGGAGGCCGAGGACAUUGAGCGGGCCAAGGGCAUGCUCAGCAAGAAGAAGCGGAAGCUGUACGAGCAGAUGGUGUACACGAAUACCAAGAAGAGCGCCGAGGACCAGAAGCUGCGGGCCAAGAGGAGAAAGCUGGAAAAGGAAAAGGCAAAGGGCAAGGCGAAGUAA